Molecule: messenger RNA, 351 nt
Organism: Fusarium musae
Lineage: Eukaryota; Fungi; Ascomycota; Sordariomycetes; Hypocreales; Nectriaceae
Exons: 2
Coding region: 1-351 (116 amino acids)
Source: RefSeq, a predicted model, not a curated record
AUGCUUGACCAACCAUCACAUCUUCUCCAGCGAACUGCAGGAGAAAACCUAGCCCCCGAGGCCACGUCAGUAUCAAAGAGCACUGAGCCCUGGAUUUUCCGAAGUAAUCCGAUUAGACGGCUUGCAAGAAGACGAGGCUCAUUGGGCGAGUUCAAAGGCACAAUCAGCGAACUCGACUUGAAGAAGACCAACGCAAUUCACGAUAUUCUCAAGUACGAUAAGUAUAUUUACAAAGCCCUUUAUCUCGUCUACUGGGUACCAUUGGGCGAAGAAAGAGGUUGGCAGCAAUCCGCUGCUAUGGACCGACCGGAUAUUGAUGUCUCCUACUGGCGCACCCAGCUGCGGGCGUAA